AUGCGUGGAACAAGGAACAACCCUCAUAAGACUCGAAUUGGAGAUGGGAACGUAACUUCUGCUGAGACGGUCAUUUUGAAAGAUGAAGAACCAGAGACAACAGGAUCUGAGGAGCUGGCGCGCUACUUUAGAUUGAGCAAGCGCUUCGCAGCAUUGUCAAAGAGAACAACUUUGGUAGCUUUGGCUCCCGGCACAGGCAAAUCUACCUUGACUGUGCUGCUGAACGAGGCACUCGCAAGAAAAGUGGACCCGAUGCAGUUUAUCGAGCUCAGUAUCGCAAGAUUGCCCAAGUCAUUGCACUACACUGCCGAGACAUUGAGAGAGGUUCUGGGAUUUGGGCCUCCGGCAUUUCAGUACUUCGCAGAUGCCGAUGCAGUCUUUGAGUUGCCCGACCCGCAGUGGAAACCCCGUGUAGACAAGCUGCGGCAAAUCGUUGACACGGUAGGGCAGAUGCCUCCGGGAGCAUACGAGGAGAUAGUCUUGGACUUCUGGGAGCAGGUCCAGCCCGCCGAGCUUCCGCAGAUCCUGCUUAUGAACGACUACGGGUGUGAGAAGGCUCCAUGGUUCACGCUUAGGGCCAAACUGCCGCUCAAAGAAAUGGAAAGUCGAUGGAGAGGCCGACUUGCGCCAGACAUGUCUAAGGAUCAAGCAGAAAAUGCGGUUCGCCGCUGGCGUAGGGGGUGGUGCAACCUGUUCGGGAAGGUUCUCGGUUUUUCGGAGAUCGUAGAGGCCCUAGUUAGUUUGCUUGCGACGACCGACUGCCUCAAAGGACCACAAACUUACUGA
This is a messenger RNA of Symbiodinium natans, 786 nucleotides long. NCBI's taxonomy places the organism in Eukaryota, Dinophyceae, Suessiales, Symbiodiniaceae. The record is from the annotation of a GenBank genome assembly.